AUGGCAUCUUCUACGAUCCUCAUCUUCGGCGCAACCGGCCCAGCAGGCGUUUGUUUGCUGCGCGAGAGCCUCUUCCGCAAACAUGCCACGGUCGCCUACGUGCGCAAUGCCUCGAAGCUUCCUGACGACCUCACCAAGAACCCUCUGCUUGAGGUAGUAGAAGGCCAGAUGGAUGAUACAGACAAGCUCAGUCUCGUCGUUUCAAGGGCUGCAGUCAUCAUUUCCCUUCUGGGACCGACCGGAAAGACUACAGGGGAGUAUCCAUACCCGGGCUAUUACUCGACCAUUAUUCCGUUGGUGCGCCAGCACUCGGUCAAGCGCAUCCUCGUCUUGGCCACCGUGUCCGUCGAAGACAGCGACGAUAAGUCCUCCUUCGUGCGUCGCGCUUUGGUGACGGGCGUCAAAUACGGGUUCGCGGCAGCCUAUCGCACCAAUGUGGCCAUAGCAAAGGUAUUCCGGGAGACUGCCGAGGGUGUCAACUGGACAGUCUUCCGCGUCGGCAUGGUUCAGGGCGAGCAUGACGAGGGGAGCUGGCGGAAUGACAGGCAGGGUGUCGUCUUCGCGGGAUCGGUCGGCGAGCCUGGCUGGACUUGGAACAUCAAGAGGGGCGCUUUGGCGAAGUGGCUCAUCGAUCGUGCUGAGGUUCCGAACGAAACUCUGGCCAACCGGACGCCUGCUGUGAGUAACCUCAAGGCAUAG
Verticillium nonalfalfae is the source of this 699-nucleotide messenger RNA. RefSeq lists its product as uncharacterized. The transcript has 2 exons. The record is from RefSeq and is a predicted model, not a curated record. NCBI's taxonomy places the organism in Eukaryota, Fungi, Ascomycota, Sordariomycetes, Glomerellales, Plectosphaerellaceae. The coding region runs from base 1 to 699 and encodes 232 amino acids.